Messenger RNA from Achroia grisella, 528 nucleotides. It is a transcript of the gene UQCR-11, whose product is annotated as cytochrome b-c1 complex subunit 6, mitochondrial. The record is from RefSeq and is a predicted model, not a curated record. The transcript is spliced from 3 exons. Lineage: Eukaryota; Metazoa; Arthropoda; Insecta; Lepidoptera; Pyralidae. The coding region runs from base 96 to 356 and encodes 86 amino acids. Gene Ontology annotation, biological process: mitochondrial electron transport, ubiquinol to cytochrome c.
GCUGUCUCAACAAUAUUGGUGUUCUGUGCUGCUGUCUGUCUAAUCUGGCAACAUUUUACUGUUCUCGUUACAUCAUCGAUUUUGAUCCAAUCGCAAUGUCCGACAAACUAAUUCCAGUCGUCAAAGCCGAGGAGGAAGCCGCAGAAGAGGAAGACCUAGUCGAUCCUCAAGAAGAAUUAAGGGAAAGUUGUGCUCAAAAAUCCGAUGCGCAGAACUUAUGGGGAAAAUACCAGGAGUGCAAUGAUCGCGUCAAUUCUCGAUCCAAAACAGCUGAAACUUGUGAUGAGGAACUCAUUGACUACCUACAUGUCCUUGACAAAUGCGUCAGCAAAGACCUAUUCUCAAGGCUAAAGUAAUGUAGUAGUAGUAGUUCUAAGGUUUAGUUCAGCCCUGAAAUGUAUAAACUCAAAGAAACAGAAGAAUUUACAUUCAUUUUGAAAGGUAAAAUUAAAGGGCUUGUUAGUAAAUUAUUAAACAUGUAUGAGAAUAAAAUGAAUACUUGAUGUUGUUGAUUUGUAAAUAAAUAAG